Heterobilharzia americana is the source of this 873-nucleotide messenger RNA. The record is from the annotation of a GenBank genome assembly. Lineage: Eukaryota; Metazoa; Platyhelminthes; Trematoda; Strigeidida; Schistosomatidae.
AUGGGUGAACAAAUAAAAGAACUAUUUGCCAUGCCGACUGCGCUGCUGAAUACAGAGACCAGAUUAGAGGUUUUCAAAGAUGACCUUGCAGUCGUUCCACAACUCAUGGCUUUUGUUCGUGAACUACAAUCACAGAGCAGAGGAUCAAGUGACAAGUGUCUGAAGGUACCUACACAGACAGGACAGAGCGAUUUCGGUUUCAAGAUAAUGGCAACGAGUAAAGUUUAUUUUCGACGAAACAGACCUGGCACAAAGGCAGAAGAGUGGUGUAAUUGGCCAGAUGAAUCAUUUGAAGAUAUGGAAAGUACUCUAGCUGUUCAACAAUAUAUACAACAAACGAUAAGACGCGAUUUUAAUAAUAUAGAUGAAAUUUUAACAGCUCCAGAUGGUCAAGAUGAAGUGGUUUGGAAAUAUGAACAUUUAAGACAGUUCUGUAUGGAAUUAAAUGGCUUAGCUGUUCGUCUACAAAAACAAUGUACAUCGAAAACAUGUCCUCAAAUGACUGCUACCGAACAGUGGAUAUUUUUAUGUGCUGCUCAUAAAACCCCUAAAGAGUGUCCAGCUAUUGAUUAUACAAGACAUACACUUGAUGGAGCUGCUUGUUUGUUAAAUAGUAGCAAAUAUUUCCCGAGUCGGGUAAGCAUUAAAUGUACAUCAGUCAAUCGUCUUGAUUCUGUAUGUCGUCGAAUUUACAGAAUAUUCUCUCAUGCAUACUAUCAUCAUAGAGAGAUAUUUGAUGCUUUUGAAGAGUCAACUGCACUAUGUCGAAGAUUUACAACAUUUGCAUUAAAAUAUAAACUUAUGAGUAAGGAUAAUUUGAUUGUACCUACCGCUGGUACUGUGGAUCAAACUGUUGUUGAAGCACAUAUAUAA